AUGACAUCCAAGGACGUAUCCAAGCCUUCAACCAUUAGGUUGUGGGAUCUUUCUGAUGCCCGCAACCUGGCGCUCGGCAGUCACCCUCCAGGCCCCCACAGUGACCAGGAGGACAAGGAUGCCCCAGCAACUGCUGCAAUCCCCGACAGCCCUAGCCGUACCACUUCUUCAGGUGACAAGCUUGACCAGUCUGCUUCCCGUGAGACUGCUGAAGACAUCGACCUUCUCAUCGCUGAGCUUGAAGAGGAGGACGGUAACGAGCCUGAACCAAAGGUGAUCACCAUUUCUAUUGCUCAAGACACUGGCUACCAUGCUGGCCUACUUGAGACUGAUCUCAACCUGGGCCUCAAUGAUGCAGAUAUCAUUGCCGCACGCCGCAAGUAUGGAAGAAACCGCCUGAAGCAGGAACACCAAAACAACCUGUUGAAGUUCCUCAAGCUCUUUGUCGGCCCUGUGCAGUUUGUCAUGGAGGCCUCCGCACUCCUGGCUGCCGGAAUGCGAGAUUGGAUCGACUUCGGGGUCAUCUGUGCUCUGCUGAUCCUCAAUGCAGUCGUUGGCUUCACUCAGGAAUACCAUGCUGGAAACAUCGUCGAUAGCCUCAAGCAGACACUGGCUCUGAAGGCUACUGUGACCCGAAAUGGACAUGUGCUGGAGAUAGAGGCAGAGGAAGUGGUUCCUGGUGAUGUCAUCCACCUUGAGGAUGGCACAAUCAUUCCGGCUGAUGGAGUCCUGGUCAGCGAAGGAGCCCACCUACAAGUCGAUCAGUCUUCCCUCACCGGUGAAUCACUCGCAGUUGACAAGCAUCAAGAUGACAUUUGUUUCACCUCUUCCACCGUCAAGCGAGGGACUGCCCGUAUGAUUGCAACUGCGAUUGGUGAUAAUACUUCUGUUGGACGGGCUGCAGCGCUUGUGAAUCUUGCCGAUAGUGGAACUGGUCAUUUCACCAUGGUGCUCAAUGGAAUCAGCAUGAUUCUCCUGGGUCUCGUGUGCCUCGCUCUGUUUGUGGUCUGGGUGUCAUCCUUCUACCGGUCGCAGCCAAUCUUGGACAUUCUGCAGUUUACCCUGGCAAUCACCGUCGUUGGAGUGCCAGUUGGUCUUCCGGCAGUGGUUACAACCACCAUGGCUGUCGGUGCAUCUUAUCUGGCCAAGCGACAAGCGGUCGUGCAGAAACUAUCCGCAAUUGAGUCGCUGGCAGGAGUUGAGAUCCUCUGUUCCGACAAAACCGGCACUCUGACCCGGAACAAGCUUGCCCUCGGUGACCCGUACACAACCCCAAAUGUCACCAAGAACGAUAUCAUGAUGACAUCCUGCCUGGCCGCAAGUCACAAAAAAAAAGGACUUGAUGCCAUCGAUCGCGUCUUUCUCAAAGCUCUAAAGGCCUAUCCCGAAGUCAAGGCAACGAUCGGAUCAUACGAAGUCAUUGAGUUCCACCCAUUCGAUCCCGUCUCCAAAAAGGUCACAGCUGUUGUCAAGUCCCCUCAGGGUGAGCGGAUCAUCUGUGUCAAGGGAGCUCCCCUUCCCGUACUGCGGACGGUUAAGGAGGAUCACCCGAUUGCUGAGGACGUUGAGACCGCAUACCUUGAGAAGGUCACUGAAUUUGCCGGCCGUGGAUUCCGUGCCCUCGGAGUCGCUCGCAAGAUUGGUGACCAGCCCUGGCAGAUUCUGGGAAUUGUACCCUGCUUGGAUCCCCCUCGCCAUGACACUGCAAAGACCAUUGCCGAGGCCCAGCGACUUGGACUUUCCAUCAAGAUGCUGACUGGAGAUGCUGUGGGUAUUGCACGCGAGACCGCUCGCCAGCUCGGACUUGGCAGCAAUAUCUACAAUGCGGAACGUCUGGGUGUCACGGGUGCGGGCGAAAUGCCUGGCUCUGAAGUCAAUGACUUCGUUGAGGCCGCAGAUGGGUUUGCGGAGGUAUUCCCUGAGCACAAGUACAGCGUCGUGGAGAUUCUUCAAAAGCGAGGCCACCUGGUAGCCAUGACUGGCGAUGGUGUAAAUGAUGCCGCGUCGCUGAAGAAGGCCGAUACUGGGAUUGCGGUCGAAGGUGCUUCCGAUGCUGCUCGUUCAGCUGCUGACAUCGUCUUCAUGGCUCCCGGACUCUCUGCGAUCAUUGAUGCGAUCAAGCUCUCCCGUCAAAUCUUCCAUCGCAUGUACUCGUAUGUGAUCUAUCGAAUUGCGCUGUCUCUGCACUUGAUGAUCUUCUUCGGCUUGUGGAUUUGCAUCAAGGCCGAAGUUAUGGAUAUCCGUCACGUUGUCCUGCUGGCCAUUUUUGCCGACAUUGCCACGCUGGCCAUUGCAUAUGACAAUGCGCCGUUCUCGAUUUCCCCCGUCAAAUGGAACCAGCCCAAGCUAUGGGGGAUUGCUAUCAUUCUCGGGUUGAUCCUGGCAGCUGGUUCCUGGGUCGCGUUCGGUACCAUCCUUCUGCAUGGGGAGGCGGGUGGUCUGGUGCAAAACUUUGGAGAUCGCGAUGGGGUGCUGUUCGUUGAGGUUACCCUCACUCAGAACUGGCUAAUACUUGUCACUCGUCAUAUCGAUGGACCUUUUUGGAAGAACCUGCCCUCCUUGCAACUGCUUGCGGCGGUUCUGGCUGUCGAUGUCACGGGGACUCUGAUGGUCAUUUUCGGCGUGUUUGGCCACCAGCCCACCUCAGUCGUGGCACUGAUCCGCGUCUGGGUCUUUUCGGUUGGUGUUAUCAUUAUACUCGGCAUUGUGUAUAGCUUCCUGCAGAACUCGCAGGCAUUUGACGACCUGAUGCAUGGUCGUAGCCCGCGGGCCAGAACUCGAGAGCGGUCCUGGGAGGAUUUCUUGCUCUCUCUGCAGCGGGUUUCGACCCAGCACGAGAAGACGACUUGA
Molecule: messenger RNA, 2850 nt
Organism: Penicillium subrubescens
Lineage: Eukaryota; Fungi; Ascomycota; Eurotiomycetes; Eurotiales; Aspergillaceae
Product: plasma-membrane proton-efflux P-type ATPase
Exons: 4
Coding region: 1-2850 (949 amino acids)
Biological process (GO): proton export across plasma membrane; regulation of intracellular pH
Cellular component (GO): plasma membrane
Molecular function (GO): ATP binding; P-type proton-exporting transporter activity; ATP hydrolysis activity
Source: RefSeq, a predicted model, not a curated record